Molecule: messenger RNA, 2464 nt
Organism: Chelonia mydas (Green sea turtle)
Lineage: Eukaryota; Metazoa; Chordata; Testudines; Cheloniidae
Gene: SPTSSB
Product: serine palmitoyltransferase small subunit B
Exons: 3
Coding region: 975-1217 (80 amino acids)
Biological process (GO): endoplasmic reticulum organization; ceramide biosynthetic process
Cellular component (GO): serine palmitoyltransferase complex
Molecular function (GO): serine C-palmitoyltransferase activity
Source: RefSeq, a predicted model, not a curated record
CACCCACUGGGGCUGCAAGGGGCUUUCUCGGCUCCAAGCGGACACUGCCUAGGGCUUGGCCCUGACAGCAAACCUCGCAGGCUGGGGGCCAGGGAGCUGCCUGCAGUGCCGCGGCCGCUCGCGGUUGUUUUCCUUUUGCUGUUGCAGGAGCCUGCAGAGACAGCAGCCAGAGGACCCCUGUGAUCUGUCGCUAGACCCGCCUUGGCGCGCCGUGCAGGUCCGCUGCCUGCGCUUCCCGAGCUCUAGGGGCUCGCCUCGUUCGCACUCCCGGUGGCCGGGGCGGGGGGCGCGCCCAGCUCCCCGUCCCUCUUCCUGCUAGGCUCGGAGCUCCGCAGCCCCGGAGUAACUGCAAUGCCUCCGCCUGCUCUGCGGGCUCCCCGGGCCGCUCCGCCCCACAACGCGCCGGGCCCGUGGCCGCAGAGCGCGCUAUGCUAAGGUCUGGGGCCGAGCGACACGAGUUGUUUGGCUGCAUUCUUCCAAUAACAAGUAUAACUGCCGCGGCGGAGCCUGGGCUAGACCCUCCCCGACCCCGGGCCAUUGCUUUGGGCAUAUCAGCGAGAUACUCCCAGUGGGUUCGUGGUUUCUCUUUGUCAGGCAUUAAUCACCGCAAUCAGGUUGGCUGUUAGGUGAGGUUUGAGCAACAGCGAGAAGGGGCCGGGCAGGGCGGAGCAGGAAAAAGACCUACUUGGGAGAACCCAGCAGCCAGCUCAGUUUCCACACUUCUCCAUGCAGCAGGGAGCAUCACUCAUCCAGAACUAGUGUAAUACGCCUACAAGCAGAGGGUUGUUUUGUCUGAUUUUAAGAAAUGGACUAAAUGUAAAACGCAAAGGAGUUUGGAAUGAGCAGCUCUUUUGUUUUAAAUCUCAUCCUUAUUCCGGAAACAUAUGAGUCUGCUCUCCCAGUGUGCAGAACUGGGGCCAAAGCCUUCCUUCUGACUUCCAGGUCAAGUUUCCCAAAGCCACUAAAAGCUGAAGAUGGAUAUUAAGCAUGCGAAGGAUUAUCUUUACUGGCUGUACUAUCAAUACCUACUGAUCACCUGUUGCUAUGUGUUGGAGCCCUGGGAGCAAUCCAUGUUCCAUACUAUUUUUAUUACUGUUUUUGCUAUGGUGGUGUAUACAGCUUAUGUCUUUAUCCCUAUCCACAUCCAUUUGGCUUUUGAGUUCUUCUCCCAGUUAUUUGGAGAUCAGCGUGAAAGUACUGUUGCCAUUAUGAACUGAACUUGCCAGGGUUGAUGAUGCAACAGCUACUAUGUGAAAUGUCUUCUUCCAUGUAGGGGUUUUUUGUUUAGAAAAAGGUUUGGGUUUGUGGAAACAAUGCUUCCUCAUACAAAAGCUAGCCUGCACAAUUACCAUAACUGAAAACCAGAAUAAUGCACUGAUUCCUCACUGUACAGUUCGUAUUUAAAUAAAACACGAGCACAGCUUUUAUUCUGUGACUGUGCAACACCGACUUUGGAACGCAUUACUUAAUAUUCAGCUUACCUACUGAGACUAGUGUUCAUAUGUAGUAGAUCCAUAAUGUAGAAAAAACCUAUGUUCUUUAACAGUUAGCCCUUAUUUCUUUAUUAUACUGUCUAGAAUCAUGAUUUUACACAUAUGGUUUUCACACUCAAUCAGAAUUUAAUUUUACUAGCAUAUAUGAAAAUGUAUUGCAAACAGCAAAAAGUAUUUAUGAUGAUAGUAGGUAGGAUAUUAUACUUUUUGCAUACAAAAAAGCUUCUCCUCCCAGCAUGGUACAUGUGAACUAUCUUGCAAAACCUGAAAUUCUUUUUUGCAUCCUAGUUUACAGUAUAUCAGAAAUGUGAGUCAAAUAUAGCAUGACCCAAGCAGCUGAAGUCUGUCUGUCUUAGUAGUCUGCUAAUUUUUAAAAUGGAUGGUGUCAUGAUAUAAAGGGAUGGUUUACAGCUUUUCUUUUAGAAAAUGAGAAAUCAAGACUAGAUGAGCAUGAAUCCAAUUUUUAGUACCUAAGCUUCUGCUGCUGGAUUUAUGGUGUUUUAAUUCAAUGUUAAGAUAAUAUAUUAUACUGUAAGUAAUCUUGCAUUGUACGAAGAAUGAUGUACCAGAUAUUUAGUGAGUCUGACUUUUUGUUACACUCAACUUUGCUUGUUACAAAAAUCAAGUUUUCCCCUUUCCACUACAAUUCAUUGGGGAAAGCAAAGCAUGCGUUUGUGCUAAAGGAAGAUGAUCUAGGAAACAGAAUGGAAUUUUCUAAUAAUUGCGGAACUCUGAAGCAUUUAGAUAGAAGCUUUGAUACAGAGGCCUCCUUUACAAAGGAGAAAUGAGAUUUAUUAAAACUGCCUUUGGGGAGUUUCUUAAACCAUGAAAGCUUUUUAUUGUACAUCUGAAUCAAACAUGAAUGCCAAAGAGCAAGCUAUAUAUGCAGAAUACAUACCUUUUGCAACUGGCACUACCACUAGUGAAAGUGAGAACCAUAAAAUGUAAAUAGUUUCUGAAGUAUGUUUGCA